UUUGGAUUCCCCUUUUUACGACGGUCAUGUGACCAGUCAAAAUGGCCGAGCCCCUGGAUCAAAAUUUUGCGAUAUUUUCGAUGAAAAAUUUCAUAUUCAGGAAGACCUGUGGUGUGUAGUUUGAAUCAUUAGUGGCGUUUAGAAGACAUUAUGUCGAGAAUUCAUUCAAAGUCUUCGAAAAGUCGGAGCGAUACUGCUGUUCAAGGGACUAACGACAAUAGCAUAGUGAGUAAGCAUUCCAUGGCCAGUCUUGGGUACUUCCAAGAUGACUUCUUACAAUAUGUGGUGGCAAAGAAACGAAGGCGAGCUCCUCUAAUAAAUAGGGGUUAUUACAUUCGGGCCAAAGUCAUAAACCACAUGAUCACCAAGUUUCUGCAGCAUCCAUCGGAUGGUCGAAAGAGACAGAUUCUUUCCCUUGGAGCUGGGUUUGAUACUGCAUAUUUUAGACUGAAGAGUGAGGGGCUUUUGGAGAAUUGUGUGUUUGUUGAGAUAGAUUUUCCUGAUGUUGUUAAAAGGAAGGCAGCAUCUAUACACCGUCAAAACAAGCUCAAUUGUCUUCUAGAAGAUGUGGAAACAUCAACCUCAUCACCACAAAUUGUGAUCAAUUCACCUGGCUAUAAACUCCUUGGCAUCGACCUGACAGACCUGCAGACUUUGCAAGCCUGCAUGAAAGCUUGUGACAUAGACUGCUCUCUACCGACUGCUGCGCUGUCCGAGUGUGUCAUCACAUACAUCUCUGCAAAGAAUUCGUCAAAGCUGAUCCAGUGGUGUAGUGACUACUUUGAAAAUGCUGUGUUCAUCACCUAUGAACAGAUCAAGCCGGAUGAUGCAUUUGGUAGAAUCAUGUGUGGUCAUUUUAAGAAGGUGGGAUCACUCCUUCGAGGAAUCUCAUCAUAUCCAUCCAUGUCAUCCCAAGAAGAACGCUAUCUUUCUUUGGGUUGGGAACAGUGCAGCACAUCUGAUAUGAACGUGUUCUUUGAUAGUCUUCAAAAAAAAGAAAGGGACCGGUUGGAUGCGCUGGAACCAUUUGAUGAGUAUGAAGAGUGGCAUCUCAAGUGUGCUCAUUAUAUUGUUCUUACUGCUGAGAAAGGAGACUGUAAGGGGGUUUACAAAACAGCUGAGACAACCACUGUAAACUCUACCAAGAUAGAACCUCCGACUCGUAAUGUAACAAUCAAAACAUUCAACCAAGAUGGCCCCUCCCUCCAGAGAGUCGGUCACACAUGCAGUGUUGUGGAUGGCAUUGCUGUGGUCACCGGUGGAUUUGGGUCUUCAGAUGGGAAGCACAAGCGCCUGAGUGAUGUUGUGGCCAUCGAUGUCAAAAGUGGAAGCAUGAUAGAUCUGAUUAAAGAUGAUAGCUAUGAGCUGAUAGGUGCGAGGAUGUUCCAUACUGCGACUCACAUUGGGAGCGGAACAGUACUUAUUUUUGGAGGACGAACUUCUCCCACAAGAGCCCUCGAUACUGGCCUCUUACUAAAGUUCACAUUCCAAGCCACUAACUCAGAUUCUGAGAAUAAGGACACUAACUAUGGGAAAGAAUCUGAUCGGCCUGAAAAUUGUGCUUUAAAUGAACAAUCAUAUGCUGAGAAACGAAGACUUGUUGAGGAUUGCAAUAGGACAAUGUGUUUGAAAUGUGAAGAACUGUUUAUGACUGGUGCUAUUCCGAGUGCUAGAUGGCGUCACAGUACCUCCUAUGUUCAAAUCAAAGGUCAAGACAAAGUGGUCGUGUUUGGUGGCCGAAGUCCGUCUCAUUCCAAUUUGGGUGACAUGUUCAUCCUGGAUGUUCAAACCUUCAACUGGGAGAAGGUUGAGGCAAAAGGCUCUCCUCCCUUCCCUCGCCAUUCGCACAGUGCUGCUGUCUGCAAUAACCUGCUUAUCAUCUCGGGCGGCCUGGGAAGUGACCUUCAACAUUUGAACUCUGUGCAUAUCUUAGAUACAGAAACCAUGUUAUGGAGAGAACUUGGCUGUGCUGGCCAGUUGAUUCCAAGGUAUUCACACACGUCCCAUGUUGCUGGUGAUAAACUAUGGCUUGUUGGUGGUAUCAUGCCAUCGGUCCAUCCACCAAUCGCAUUGACAUCGAUUGACUUAAUGGAUGGGACUGUGACAGAUUAUGCCAUGCCGUCUCAAACAGCUGGUUAUGACACACCCUGUCUGAUGCUGCAUAAUCAUUGUAGUCUGUAUCUACCAAGUAAUGGCGGAAAGAUCAUGAUUCUCGGAGGAGGUGGGAACUGUUUUUCAUUUGGGACACAUCUGAAUGACACUCCAGUUUAUCUCUCAGUUUGAUGAAGGUGGGAAAAUUAGUUAUCAUUAUUAAGUAAAGUCUUGGAAGUAAAGUGGUGAUGGUUCGAGGAUAGAAAGAGGCAGUUGGCGAGGCGAUCUCUCUGUCAUCACUCCUGUGUGUAAAUUAGUAUUGGAACAAUUAAGUUUCCCUUCAGGGUAAGCGAAGAAAUAAAUUAACU
Messenger RNA from Lineus longissimus, 2459 nucleotides. RefSeq names its product tRNA wybutosine-synthesizing protein 4-like. Gene Ontology annotation, molecular function: tRNA methyltransferase activity; protein binding; DNA binding. The record is from RefSeq and is a predicted model, not a curated record. Bases 151 to 2283 code for a protein of 710 amino acids. Gene Ontology annotation, biological process: DNA recombination; wybutosine biosynthetic process; tRNA methylation. Gene Ontology annotation, cellular component: nucleus. NCBI's taxonomy places the organism in Eukaryota, Metazoa, Nemertea, Pilidiophora, Heteronemertea, Lineidae. The transcript is spliced from 13 exons.